GGCUGAUACAAUUUCUCAGAGACUCCGCGUGGAAGAGAUGGAUCUGCCUGGUAUUCUACGAUAAUCUCUUGGUGCUGUCAAUAAUUCUCCUCUUUCUUUUUUCUUUCCAGCCCUUGCAUACCAGGGUGUCUGGCUGAUCGCCAGCUGUUGGAUUCGGGGUCGUCAAACCAACUAGACUAAAAAAGGUGUCCGACUCAGCAUAGUGGUAAUAUUAUAUAACUAUAGCUGUCGCCGGCUUAUCAAUCAAUCAGUCAACUAGACCGCCUGCAUCUCACUUGACACAGACUGAGAAUGGACGACAACGCUGAGCUACAAUCGUUCCGCCGCCAGUGGCGUGAAGAAGUGGCUCGUCGAACGAAGCAGCCUGUCACUGCGCAACCACAAGUGCCGAAACUGUCGUCAACUGCACAGCCUCUGGUCCCUCCAGCACGGCACGAAGCGUCAGACCGCAAAGAGGAGGAGGAAGAAGAGGAUGAGGAGGAGGAGGAAGAGGAGGAGGGGGGGGAGAGGGCAUCUGAGGAACCCCGAGCGUCAGAUCAUGGCGAUGUUGUGCAGCAGGUGGGACAGCUAAGCUUGGAGCCCAAAGAUGACGAUGCCUUUCUGAUGAAAGGCAUCAAGAAGGAACCUAGUUCGGCGUUGGAGCACUUUGAGACAGCGGUGCAGAAAGAGGCAGAGGGGAACUUGGGGGACAGUUUAACGCAUUAUCGCAAGGCUUAUAGGCUGGAUUCCGCUGUUGAAAAGACCUACCGGAACAAACACUUUGCUCACUCGUGGAAACCGAAGCCCCAGCCUCAGCCUGCCGAGGUAUCGUUGCCACCAGCUAUCCAAAAAGACGAGGGAGAGAAAGAGUUUCUGCCCACGCCCGAGCUGAUUGCCUCGUUCGCCCAUCUCCCGGUUCCGCAGGCGGAACCGUUGAUCGAGAAUACGCCGCCACCGCCGUGCCCGAUCUCCAACAUCCCUUCGGAGGUGCUGGUGUUGAUUUUGAAGCAUGUCGCGAUGAUGGAUCCCGCGUCCUACUGUCGCCUGUCGCUCGUGUGCAAGCGGUUUGCGUAUCAUUUCGCCCAUGAGCAGCACAUAUGGAAGCGGAUAUGUCAGGGCGCAGAGUUCGGAUUCAAGGGGAUGCACUAUUCCUUUGGCUGUGAUGUGCUGGGCAACCCGACCUACACUCUGGGCCCUCAAUACACCCCCUUUCCCUCCGACCGGUCGGUGCAGAUCCCUUCACCAAUGGAUACGUGGAGCCAAGUGUUUCAGACCUUACCGCGGAUUCGGUUCACUGGCGUGUACAUCAGCACCGUCAACUAUACGCGUGCUGGCGCCGCAUCUUCCUUUCAUAGCAUUUCCUGGGGUGCGCCGAUCCAUAUCGUGACCUACUAUCGAUACCUGCGGUUCUAUCCCGACGGUUCGGUCAUCUCCCUGCUAACCACAACUGAACCCCUCGAGGUCGUCCCGUAUUUCACCAGAGAGAACGCGCAGGCGGCGCGCGCGGUCGCCGGUCACCGUCACCACCACCACCAUCACCACGGCCACAAUCGCCAUCCAUCUGACCCCGGUGCAUCUCUCUCUGGGUUAACUGACCCGGUUCCUCCGGCCGCCAUGGCAGCCCUAAAGUAUACGCUUCGCGGCCGGUGGCACCUCACCCCACCCUCUCCUCCAGACGACCGACCAGACGCCGAACAGUCGGCCACUGACUGUCCCCCGGCCCCCGGCAAGUCUGCCUCUGUCUCCGCAAGCACCGACCCGCGUGAUCUCGUCAUCGAGACUGAAGGAGUCGACCCCAAGUACAUAUACACAAUGCAUCUAUCGCUGCGGUCGUCUACAACCCCUAAGUCGCACCACCCGCGCCUCUCUGCCCCCAACACCUCCAAGAACACCAAGCUGGCCUGGAAAGGAUUCUGGAGCUACAACAAACUGACGGAUGACUGGGCCGAAUUCGGCCUGCGCAAUGACAAGACAUUUGUCUUCCGGCGAGUGCGCGGGUGGGGUAUGGAGUGAUGCUAUUUAACCAUAAAGUUGCACCCUAUCUCACUUGACAGCCUCUUUCAAGGAUACGAGUACAAUCUAGACGAUUUUUAUAGCCAUAUUAUUUUGUUG
This is a messenger RNA of Penicilliopsis zonata CBS 506.65, 2091 nucleotides long. RefSeq lists its product as hypothetical. Bases 292 to 1992 code for a protein of 566 amino acids. Gene Ontology annotation, biological process: SCF-dependent proteasomal ubiquitin-dependent protein catabolic process. Lineage: Eukaryota; Fungi; Ascomycota; Eurotiomycetes; Eurotiales; Aspergillaceae. The record is from RefSeq and is a predicted model, not a curated record. Gene Ontology annotation, cellular component: SCF ubiquitin ligase complex. Gene Ontology annotation, molecular function: protein binding. The transcript has 2 exons.